Molecule: messenger RNA, 4485 nt
Organism: Dryobates pubescens (Downy woodpecker)
Lineage: Eukaryota; Metazoa; Chordata; Aves; Piciformes; Picidae
Gene: NEO1
Product: neogenin 1
Exons: 28
Coding region: 200-4399 (1399 amino acids)
Biological process (GO): cell-cell adhesion
Cellular component (GO): membrane
Molecular function (GO): protein binding
Source: RefSeq, a predicted model, not a curated record
CGCUGGCCGCUCUCCGGGGCGGCUGCGCGAACCCCGCCGCCCGGCUGAGGGCCGCCUCCUCGGGGUGCCGCAGGGGCGCAGCCCGGCGGAGGAGCGGUGGAGCGCGCUCCGGCCGGCAGGCAAGGCAGGAGAAGCUCCCCCCGGGGGGGAGGAGGGGCUGGCGCUGGGUGCCCGGCUGCCGGGCGCGGGGAGCGGAGAGAUGGCGGCGGGGAGAGCCCGGCGGCUCCUCGGUUCCCUCUGGAUCGCCCUUCUCCUCGGGCAGCCGGACCCGGCCGCCGCUGCCGCUCGGAGCGGCUCCCAAAGCCUUCUCACAGGACCCCUCGUGAGGACCUUCACUCCUUUUUAUUUCCUGGUGGAGCCGACGGACAUUCUGUCGGUUCGCGGGGCUUCUGUGGUGCUGAAUUGCUCCGCUUACUGCGAGCCUGCCCCCAGGGUUGAGUGGAAGAAGGAUGGGACCUUCCUCAACUUGGUGUCGGAUGACCGCCGCCAGCUGCUGCCCGAUGGCUCUUUGUUCAUCAGCAGCGUGGUGCAUUCCAAGCACAACAAACCUGAUGAGGGACAUUACCAGUGCGUGGCAACUGUCGACAACCUGGGCACCAUCGUCAGCCGCACAGCCAAGCUCACAGUAGCAGGCCUUCCCAGGUUCACCAGUCAGCCAGAGUCGUCAUCCGUCUACAGGGGGAGCAGUGCGAUCCUCAGCUGCGAGGUCAACGCGGACCUGGCUCCGUUCGUGCGGUGGGAGCAGGAGCGCCGGCCGCUGCCCCUGGACGAGCGCCGCCUGAAGCUGCCCAGCGGCGCCCUGCUGCUCAGCAACGCCAGCGACGCCGACGCCGGCCUCUACCGCUGCCUCAUCGAGAGCGGCGGCGCCCCCAAGUACAGCGAGGAGGCAGAGCUCACCGUCCUGCCAGAUCCCGAGGUGCCGCAGAGCUUGGUGUUCACGAAGCAGCCCUCUUCCCUCACCAAAGUCACUGGGCAGACUGCAGUGUUCCCUUGUGUGGCUGUAGGAUUUCCAACCCCUUCUAUCAGGUGGACAAGAAAUGAAGAAGAGCUUAUCACAGAAGGCCAUGAAAGGCUUCUGCUGCUGGCGGGAGGCAGCCUGGCGAUCAGCGAGGUGGCGGAGGAGGACGCUGGGACCUACACCUGCAUAGCAGAGAAUGGAAAUGAGACUAUCACAGCUCAGGCAGAGCUUGCAGUUCAAGCUCCCCCGGCGUUCCUGAGGCGGCCUGCCGACCUGUACGCCCACGAGUCCAUGGACAUCGUCUUCGAGUGCGAGGUGACUGGGAAGCCAACUCCCACCGUCAAGUGGCUCAAGAACGGAGACGUGGUGAUCCCAAGCGACUACUUCAAGAUUGUUAAAGAACAUAAUCUGCAAGUUUUGGGUCUGGUGAAAUCAGAUGAAGGAUUCUAUCAGUGCAUUGCAGAAAAUGAUGUUGGAAAUGCACAGGCUGGAGCCCAGCUGAUAAUCCUUGACGUCGCACCAGCUACAACAGGACCACUGCCUUCAGCCCCACGGGACGUCGUGGCCACCCUCGUCUCCACUCGCUUCAUCAGGCUGACGUGGCGGACGCCUGUGUCGGACCCUCAAGGAGACAACCUCACCUACUCAAUCUUCUACACCAAGGAAGGUAUAAACAGGGAACGUGUUGAGAACACGAGCCGUGCUGGGGAGACGCAGGUGAUGAUCCAAAACCUGAUGCCAGAAACAGUUUACACCUUCCGGGUGGUGGCGCAGAACAAGCACGGCCCCGGCGAGAGCUCCGCGCCGCUCAAGGUGGCGACGCAGCCCGAGGUUCAGCUUCCUGGGCCAGCACCCAACAUCCGAGCCUAUGCCAGCUCCCCCACCUCUGUCACGGUCACCUGGGAGACGCCGCUCUCCGGCAACGGCGAGAUCCAGAACUACAAACUCUACUACAUGGAGAAGGGGCAGGACACUGAGCAGGAUGUUGAUGUGGGAGGGCUCUCCUACACCAUCAAUGGCUUAAAGAAGUACACAGAGUACAGCUUCCGAGUGGUGGCUUACAACAAGCACGGCCCUGGAGUCUCCACGCAGGACGUCGCGGUGCGGACGCUCUCUGACGUGCCCAGUGCCGCCCCGCAGAAUCUCACCCUGGAGGUGCGGAAUUCCAAGAGCAUCAUGCUGCACUGGCAGCCUCCUCCUGCAGGGACCCACAGCGGGCAGAUCACCGGCUACAAGAUUCGCUACCGCAAAGUGUCGCGCAAGAGCGACGUGACGGAGAGCAUCGGCGGCACCCAGCUCUUCCAGCUCAUCGAAGGUCUGGAACGAGGUACAGAGUACAGCUUCCGAGUAGCUGCCAUGACUGUGAAUGGGACCGGACCAGCUACCGACUGGGUGUCAGCAGAGACAUUUGAGAGCGACCUGGAUGAAACUCGGGUUCCUGAGGUGCCAAGUUCCCUGCACGUCCGACCCCUCGUCACCAGUAUCGUAGUGAGCUGGACCCCACCUGAGAACCAGAACAUUGUGGUGAGAGGCUAUGCCAUUGGCUAUGGCAUUGGCAGCCCUCAUGCCCAGACCAUCAAGGUGGACUAUAAGCAGAGGUACUACACCAUUGAAAACUUAGACCCCAGCUCCCACUACGUGAUAACCCUGAAAGCUUUCAACAACGUCGGGGAAGGGAUCCCUCUGUACGAGAGUGCUGUGACCAGACCCCACUCAGACGCUUCCGAGGUUGAUUUGUUUGUUAUUAAUGCUCCAUACACUCCAGUGCCAGAUCCCUCUCCCAUGAUGCCACCAGUGGGAGUUCAGGCUUCCAUCCUGAGCCACGACACCAUCCGGAUCACUUGGGCAGACAACUCUCUGCCGAAGAACCAGAAGAUCACGGACGCUCGCUACUACACCGUGCGCUGGAAAACCAACAUCCCUGCCAACACCAAGUACAAGACUGCAAAUGCCACCACGCUGAGCUACUUGGUGACGGGGCUGAAGCCAAACACCUUGUACGAGUUCUCGGUGAUGGUGACCAAGGGUCGGCGAUCCAGCACCUGGAGCAUGACAGCACAUGGAACCACCUUUGAAUUAGGUCCUACUUCUCCUCCUAAGGAUGUGACAGUGGUGAGCAAAGAGGGGAAACCUCGGACCAUAAUCGUCAACUGGCAGCCUCCGUCCGAAGCCAAUGGCAAAAUUACAGGAUACAUCAUUUACUACAGCACGGAUGUGAAUGCUGAAAUACAUGACUGGGUCAUUGAACCUGUUGUGGGGAACAGGCUGACCCAUCAGAUCCAAGAGCUGACCCUCGAUACCCCCUACUACUUCAAAAUCCAGGCUCGCAACUCCAAGGGCAUGGGGCCCAUGUCUGAGGCGGUGCAGUUCAGAACCCCAAAAGCUGAAUCCUCAGAUAAAAUGCCCAAUGAUCAAGCCUCGGGAGCCGCGGGGAAGGGGAAUCGCGCCACGGACAUAGGAGCAGACUACAAACCUCCUCUGGGUGGCAGCAACAGUCCCCAUGGAAGUCCUACUUCUCCCCUGGACAGCAACAUGCUCCUUGUGAUCAUAGUGUCUGUUGGAGUGAUCACCAUUGUGAUCGUGGUGAUAGUUGCUGUCUUCUGCACUCGCCGGACAACUUCUCACCAGAAAAAGAAACGAGCUGCCUGCAAAUCGGUGAACGGCUCCCACAAGUACAAAGGCAACUCCAAAGAUGUCAAACCUCCUGACCUUUGGAUCCAUCAUGAAAGACUGGAGCUGAAACCCAUCGACAAGUCUCCGGAUCCCAAUCCCAUCAUGACAGACACCCCGAUCCCUCGCAACUCCCAGGACAUCACCCCCGUGGAUAACUCCAUGGACAGCAACAUCCAUCAGAGGCGGAACUCCUACAGAGGGCAUGAGUCAGAGGAUAGCAUGUCCACCCUGGCAGGAAGAAGGGGGAUGAGACCCAAGAUGAUGAUGCCUUUUGAUUCCCAACCACCUCAGCAGUCGGUCCGGAACACGCCGAGCACGGACACCAUGCCGGCUUCCUCCUCUCAGACCUGUGCUGACCACCAGGAUCCCGAGAGCACCGCAGGCUCUUACCUGGCCAAUGCACAGGAGGAGGACACGGCUCAGAACCUGCCCACGGCCCACGUCCGUCCUUCCCACCCGCUGAAGAGCUUUGCGGUGCCGGCAGUGCCGCCGGCAGGCUCCACCUACGACCCGGCCCUGCCCAGCACACCGCUGCUGACUCAGCAAGCUCCUAACCACCCAGUUCACUCGGUGAAGACGGCGUCGAUCGGGACUUUGGGCAGAACUCGCCCUCCAAUGCCAGUGGUAGUUCCCAGUGCCCCUGAUGUGCAGGAGACCACCAGGAUGCUGGAGGACUCAGAAAGCAGCUACGAGCCUGACGAGCUGACCAAAGAGAUGGCCCACCUGGAAGGACUGAUGAAGGACCUUAAUGCCAUCACUACAGCAUGACCACCUUGCACCAGGACAUGACUCCAGUUUCACAAGUCUUGGGACUCAGCCUUGGAACACAAGGAAUUGUACAGAGGUAACACAAA